Molecule: messenger RNA, 1058 nt
Organism: Lactuca virosa
Lineage: Eukaryota; Viridiplantae; Streptophyta; Magnoliopsida; Asterales; Asteraceae
Source: the annotation of a GenBank genome assembly
CACGCGAAUACAACUCCGAUCACCAUUCUUCAUCAAUCAUCAUUUUCACCAUUUUCCAACACAGAAUCAAUCCAUUAUCAACCCUGACGACAUGGCAUCCAUUGUAUGUUUCGGAGAGAUAUUGAUCGAUUUCGUCCCAGAUACCGCCGGAGUCUCCUUGGCCGAGUCUCAAGGAUUCCUCAAAGCCCCCGGCGGCGCACCUGCAAACGUCGCAUGUGCCAUCACCAAGCUCGGUGGCUCCUCCGCUUUCAUCGGCAAGGUUGGGAAAGAUGAGUUUGGAUACAUGUUAGCAGACAUACUGAAGAAGAACGGAGUAAACGCGGACGGAGUUUUGUUCGAUGAGCAUGCGAGAACGGCUCUUGCAUUCGUGACGCUAAAGAAGAAUGGAGAAAGGGAAUUUAUGUUCUAUCGGAACCCUAGCGCUGAUAUGCUGUUGAAAGAGUCUGAACUGAACAUGGAUUUGAUUAAGAAUGCGAAGAUCUUCCAUUACGGGUCAAUCAGCCUCAUUACGGAGCCCUGUAGGUCGGCUCACAUGGCCGCCAUGAAAACCGCCAAGCAAGCUGGGGUCCUCCUCUCUUACGACCCUAACGUCCGCCUUCCUCUUUGGCCUUCACCGGAGGCUGCCAGACAUGGUAUUAUGAGUAUCUGGAACGAAGCUGAUUUCAUCAAGGUGAGCGACGACGAGGUGGCAUUCUUGACACAGAAAGAUUCCGAUAGCGAAGAAGCAGUGAAGUCAUUGUGGCGUGAUCACUUGAAGCUUAUGGUUGUUACAGAUGGGGAGAAAGGAUGCCGAUAUUAUACCAAGAAUUUGAAGGGAAAAGUUGGUGGAUUCUCUGUGAAAGCAGUAGACACAACAGGUGCAGGAGACUCGUUUGUGGGCUCCAUUUUGUGUUCCAUUGCCAAGGACAAUUCCAUUUUUACGGACGAAGGGAAGCUACAGGAGGCACUGAAACUAGCAAACGCUUGUGGAGCAAUAUGUACAACUAAGAAAGGAGCCAUUCCCGCACUUCCAUCAAUAUCCGAUGCACAAGCACUCAUGUCUAAGUAAACAACAUAGU